Molecule: messenger RNA, 2157 nt
Organism: Arxiozyma heterogenica
Lineage: Eukaryota; Fungi; Ascomycota; Saccharomycetes; Saccharomycetales; Saccharomycetaceae
Gene: HMI1
Product: ATP-dependent 3'-5' DNA helicase
Exons: 1
Coding region: 1-2157 (718 amino acids)
Biological process (GO): recombinational repair
Cellular component (GO): nucleus
Molecular function (GO): DNA binding; hydrolase activity; ATP binding
Source: RefSeq, a predicted model, not a curated record
AUGACUAUAAACUUAACAGCACAACAAAAAGAUAUUAUUAACGUAAAAUUGGAACCUAGAACAAUUAUAAAUGUUGUUGGUGGUCCACAAUGCGGUAAGAGUGUUGCUUUGGUCAAUAAAGUAAUCCACCAUGUGAUCAAUAAUAACUUGAGUCCAAAUGAUAUAUUGAUAUUAUCCUUGACAAAUAAAAAUGUUGAAAAUAUAGUUCAAAUCGGCAAGUUAACUGCAAACAAUAAUUACGAUGUUACAAUAAAUUGGGAUCAAUUUAAUGUGAUGACCUUCCAUGGAUUAGCAAACCGAAUACUGCUUUAUGAUAAAGGAUAUCCAACAAAUAAUAUUUGUAACAAUAUUGUAUCAGGUGAACAUGAAUGGAACCUACUGUACUCCUUGGCAGAAGCAGAUUGGAAUUAUGCAAGUAUUACAGAAAGUACACAUAAGAAGAAUCUUCCGAAACAGAAUAAGAAUAAAGGAAAAUAUUUGGAAAAUAUUAUUAGAAUGUAUCAGAAUAAUUCCAAAAAAUAUCCCUUCACUUCUAAUGAAGAAUUAUUGGCUCAAAACACUAUUAAUAUUAUGAAUGAUUGUAAAAUUAUGACCAAUGAGGACUUGGUAAAAAAUGCAACUGAAAUUUUGAAAACACAACAAGUGGAUUCUACUAGUAAUUUAGGGAAUAUUCUAAAAUAUAAGCUUAUCAUUAUAGACGACUCUCAAGAUUUAUAUCCAUUAUUAUUACCAUUUCUUGAGCAAAUGCUUAGAUUAAAUCAUGCACAAUUACUUUUAUUUAGUGAUCCAAACCAAAGAUUGUAUCAAUUCAUGGGGGAUAACCUAGCCGUGAUGAGACACUUAUUGGGUAUGUAUGGUAAUGAUAAAAGCAUUACUUUGAAGUUAGAUCAAAAUUUCAGUAACUGUCCGGAAGUCCUUGCUCUCGCAAAAAACAUUUCAUUAGCAGAUCCAACCCAUUAUCUUAGUAAUUGUCUAUUCACCUUGAAUACUGCUUCUAACAUUAAUCCACAAAUAUAUAAUUUCAAUGACUCGUUAGAUCAAUUUGAGUUUAUUGUUCAGGAAAUUUCGAAAAUAAUGACUUCUGGUGUAACAAAAUUCAGUGAUAUUUUAAUUUUGUCUCAAACCAACACAUAUGUUAACGAAUUAAUAAACCACCUAAAGUUAUAUGGGUUACCAUGCGAAAAAGUGUCAAAUAAACCAGAAUGGAUAGAUGAUUUCAGAAUCCAAUUCAUACUUAAUCUAUUAAAAAUUAUAGAAUAUGAAAAAAAGCCAUCCAUGAAUUGUAAUUUUCCUGUUUUAAUUAUACUCAGUCAAUUAAAGGGUAUUGGGAAUAAAAGUUUGCAGACGUUAUAUCAUUAUUGUCAACAAAAUAGGAAUAUUGAUAUAUGGAACUAUUUUUUAACAACCAAAUUAUCGGAUUGGGAUCCUUUCAUAUUUAAAAAGUCUAGAAUAUACAAUUACUUAUUGUGUAUAAAGAAACAUAUUCCUGAAAGAAUAGCUGAACUCAAUACAACUGAAAUUAUUCAGAUGAUUAACGAUAUAAUAAUAGAGUUGGAUUGCCCUUUAUUCAAAUAUACUUCUGAAGAAGAUCUAGAAGAUUUUAAAUCAAAAUUUAAGAAAAUGGUAAAUACUUUACACUACUAUGAAUAUGUUAAACCAGGUGAUUUAUCUUUAAUUACAUUUUUCUUGACACAUUACCUAUCAAGUAAUAUGGAAAAUAAAUCAAAACAUCUAAACAAAAUAAAUAUAUCUACAAUGCAUUCAGCAAAGAGUCUAAAUUUUCCUAUUGUAAUUCUAGCUAAUCCCCCACCUAAUAAUUCGAGUAAAUAUUUCUCUAUAAACACAAAUAUCCUUUACAGGAGCAUAACUAGAGCAAAGCAUUUAUUAUAUCUAAUAAAUAUAAAUCAUCCAAGGAUUAGUCUAGAAAAAUUCAAAAAAGUCCCAAAUAUAGGAUUAUAUGAGCCCUUUUGGAGGUAUUAUUUGAAUACCAAGAAGAAUGAACCUCUGAUAACAGCAAAUAAUCAAAGUUACCAAUAUAGUCUAAAUAAAGCCCAGUCAAAUCAAAAUUUUAUUCAAAACAAAUUUGGUAUACGAUUUUUAACAACAACAGUUAAUCCACUAAAAUGUUCUAGUUUUUACAAAAGAUUAUUACACUAG